UCUGCAAUGGAGGAGGAGAUGCUCCAGCCCGAGGAUGAAGAGGUGCGCUCGGGGUUCGUUCCCAAACUGUGCAAACAGAGGAGUCCAUACAGCGCCCUGAAGCCAUUCCCCGGCAGGAAGGUGGUGGUCAGGAGGUACGAGAGACCCACUAUGGUGCAGAUGCCACAGCUGAGCAUUGGGGCAGCGGCUCAGCACCAUCACCAGCAUCACCAUCAGCCGCCGGUCACCCUCAACGCUGAGCAGCAGCAGCAGCAGCACCCGCACCACCCGCACCCGCACCCCCCGCACCCGCACGCGUACCCCCCGCAGCCGCCAUACCCUCAGCACGGCAUCUCCAGCAGGGCAGCGGCGCCCGGCACCGCGGCGGCGGCCACAGCCGCACUGUCCCAGCGAGAGGACAGCAACAACAACAACAACAACAGCAUCGACAGCAUCAACCUGAGUGCAGAGAGCCGUUUAAUACUUGAUGCCUUUGCACAGCAAUGUAGUCGAGUCCUGACUCUCCUGAAGGACAAUGGGAAACUACUGGAUACCAGCCAGCCUCAAGUCAUGUCCUGUGUGAAAAAAGAGGGUGGAUGCUACGAUGAGUGCACAGGGCACUGCCAGCUAGCCAAAGUUAUCCCAAACGAGUCAUGGACAUCAAACAACCUGGAGAUGGAAUCACGUUACGCACAAAAAAGACACCAAACAUCAGCCUUGCUCCGUGUGUUUACUGAUUCCCUACAAAGUUACCUAUUGGCUGGAGGACGGCCUUCACAGAGUACUGUAGGAAUGAGCGAAUAUGGCCUUGUGACAGAAAUGGAUCCACAUUCCACCUCUCCUACCCAUACAUUAGGUGGAUGGACCUCCCCAGCAACAUCUGAAUCACAUGGCCAUCCAUCAUCCACACUUCCAGAGGAGGAAGAGGAAGAUGGUUAUUGUCAGAGGUGCCAGGAAUUGGAACAGGAAGUAAUUUCACUCCAACAAGAAAAUGAGGAAUUAAGGAGAACACUGGAUAUCGUUCCAGUGCCCUGCCAGACUGUUCUUGAUUAUUACAAGACUGUACUCCAGCAUCACAACCAACUUGUUCAACCAGUCCCAGAUGAGCAGCCAACAGAGGGAAAUAAACAGUUGUUGAACAACUAUCCAGUCUAUAUCACUAGUAAACAGUGGGACGAGGCUGUGAAUUCCUCUAAAAAGGACGGUCGCCGGCUUCUCCGUUAUCUCAUCAGAUUUGUGUUUACAACAGAUGAACUGAAGUAUUCAUGUGGACUGGGGAAAAGGAAACGAUCCGUACCACUAGGGGAACAAGGCCCAGAGCGGCGGCCCCUUGAUCCUGUCAAAGUGACGUGUCUCCGAGAGUUCAUUCGAAUGCACUGCACCUCCAAUCCAGACUGGUGGAUGCCUUCAGAAGAGCAAAUUAACAAAGUGUUCAGUGAUGCUGUUGGACAUGCUCGCCAAGGACGAGCUGUGGCAACUUUCUUCAGCACCAGCAGUGGUUCAUAUUAUGAAGGCUUUGACCAUCAGAUGUCCCAGGAUGAAAUGUUUAACAAGGGAUCUCACGAAGGAUCUGCAGACUGAAUGGACAACAGUUCCACUGCUCCAGAACUGCCACUUUGUUGUAGAAAAUGAAUGUAUAUUAAUCUAUGGGUGUAUUGGUGUUGACACCAACUAGAUAUGAUACAAAUUGAUUUUAAAUUAGAAUGUUUAGCUGAAAUAACAUUUCCUACAGAAGAUAUACCAAACGUGACCUCAGAGGUUAACCUGGUGUGACUGUGAUUAAUUUGGUUAAUAUCCAUUUUUCUAGACACCCCAAUUGCUAUCCCCAGCCUUGGGAUUGAGGAAUUUCACUCAAUCUGCCCAAUUUUAAACAAUGCAAUUAAAUAUUACAUUGACAACAUCCAGCCAAAGUAUGCCAGAAAUGGCCGUUGAACUAAAAUUCCAAAUUUUCAUAAAGUAUUAUUGUGCAGAAUUUAUUACAACAGCUGCAUACAAAUUUGUUAUAUUCUGAAAGCUAAAAUGACCAAAGUAUUGAGAAUAUGACCAUAUGGGUAUUUGAGCAUCAACCAACUUGCAUAUAAACUGAAACAUUUUAUGGAGCUCUUAUAGCUGUUCAGUUGAAUUGAUUUAUCGAACAAGGCUUCAAAAUUGGAAUUGGCUUUAUAGUUGUGAUGGUGUUUUACACCACUUGCAGUAAUAUAAUUUGAAUUUGGCCAGCUUUUGUAGUGCAUAAAAAUACAUAUUUUCUCCAGACAUUUAAUACUUUCUGAUUGCAAUAUUAAUUGGUGCCUGGUAACAGUUCAGAAAUGGAGCCCUCCUUUUGUGGAAUUGAGAAGAAAUAUGAUGUUUCAAUUGAUACCAAUGACAGAAAACAAAUUGCGGGCAGAAAACAAGCAUUGACUUAGAAUUCCUUUGAAAAUGCUCCCAUGCCCGCCCGGAAUCUCAGAUGCAGACCAUGGUUAUAUUGCACUUUGAUUGAAUACCUUCUGUCCACAUAUACAAGUGCAUUCAAGGUGAAUGUUGUGGUGUGUGUGUAGUACCUGUAUUAAAAGUACUUUUAUCAAGCAAAAUAAAUUUUAAAAGGCAAACAAUGAUUAUUUUAUCCCAUAGGAGGUAUUUCUCAUCUAAACUGACACCUGUGACGACAAAAUGACAAAGCAUUUCCCAUUGUCAACAAUGUGAUUGGUUUCUCUAAACCAUUGUUAAUCUUUUUUAAAAUCAAAAACAAUUCAGUGAACACUAAAUCAGAAAGGGUAGCCAUCCACGCAAAGCUUCAAAACAGAUGAUCAAUGAUGGAGAGGUUAUGCUACCUGACAAAAAUAACUUGAAGAGAGUGGAAAAAAUACUUAAGUGCAAAGGAAGAGCAGAUGCAGAAGGCAUUUCUCACAGAUCAAAUACACACUUCAGAACAGAAAAAUGUACCCCCACCACUAGAAUAUAGUGUAUCUAAAAGUGGUUCCUGCCUGACAUCAUGCAUUGGUCCCUAUAUUUUAAUACCUUAAUUGGUAAACAGUACUUUUAUUUUAAAAUGCAAGAGGGCAAUA
Messenger RNA from Callorhinchus milii (elephant shark), 3023 nucleotides. Its product is annotated as BEN domain-containing protein 4. Lineage: Eukaryota; Metazoa; Chordata; Chondrichthyes; Chimaeriformes; Callorhinchidae. Bases 7 to 1560 code for a protein of 517 amino acids. The transcript has 6 exons. Gene Ontology annotation, molecular function: DNA binding. The record is from RefSeq and is a predicted model, not a curated record.